AUGGGCUGGCCGCGCGCCCACUUCAGCUGGUCGGCUCUGCGAUGCUUGGGCCGAGCGCAAUUCUACCUGAGCCUCCUGGGACUGCUGUUCUCGCUGUCGCUGCUCGGCUGGGCGUGGAGCCUGAAGAUCCAGCUGGGAGAUCACAUGGACGUGGCGCAGCCCGGUGACGGCUACCUCUGGCCCGCCACCGUCGUCGUCGUCGUCGUGUUCGUCCUGCCGGUACACCUGACGGCGAUCGCACUGAGGCCGGCCAUUUGUCGCGAUCUCGAGAGUAAACGAGCCCUCCGAAUGAGUCGAGACGCCGGUAAGAGCAUGGAUCGGCUGCUGUUUCUGCACGUUCUGCUGUCGUGCUUGUCGGGCAUUCUGGUGUUCGGGAUUUGCGCGGGCAGCGUUUUUUACUGGAGCAACGUGCGCCGACGACUGAAGCAAGGCCUGCUGAAGGCUCUGCGACGCUAUCCGACCGAUCGGGACAUUCGGCACGGCGUCGAUCGCCUGCAAAUGGAGCUGCACUGCUGCGGCGUCGAUUCCUAUCGCGAUUGGUUUUAUCUGCCUUGGGCUCCCGACGGCGGCGAUUAUUACGAGGAAAAGCCGGGGCCGCCGGUGAGCGGCGACGUGCCCUACUCGUGCUGCCUGGUGGACAUACUGCGCGAGUGCGUGCAUCGAGAGCUUUUGACGUCGGGCCGAUCGGAGCCAACGAUAUCGCGCCUCGGUUGUCACGUCAAGAUCCUCGGCCGCGCCGACGACGCCGGCAGGGACGUAAUGGCCUGCUUGAUUUUUCUCACGGUUUAUCAGUUGACAUUGUCGAUCCUGUCGCGCCUACUGCAGACGGCCCGAUGGAGCGCACUUAGUCACGAAACUUGCGGCGAGCCGCAGUACGAGGCUUGGCUCUUCGGCAUCAAAGGACAACUGGCGCCAGCUGCUCGAUAUUCCGAGCUGCGGAUGCUUCGGCCCGUUAACGACCAGGUAUGCAAGCAGAGAUACAACCGAGAGAAAUGA
Molecule: messenger RNA, 996 nt
Organism: Trichogramma pretiosum
Lineage: Eukaryota; Metazoa; Arthropoda; Insecta; Hymenoptera; Trichogrammatidae
Product: RDS/peripherin-like protein xRDS35
Exons: 4
Coding region: 1-996 (331 amino acids)
Cellular component (GO): membrane
Source: RefSeq, a predicted model, not a curated record